This is a messenger RNA of Dendronephthya gigantea, 1301 nucleotides long. RefSeq lists its product as uncharacterized. The transcript has 5 exons. Gene Ontology annotation, molecular function: RNA endonuclease activity; nucleic acid binding; single-stranded DNA endonuclease activity. The coding region runs from base 86 to 1144 and encodes 352 amino acids. Gene Ontology annotation, biological process: apoptotic DNA fragmentation. Gene Ontology annotation, cellular component: mitochondrial inner membrane; nucleus. NCBI's taxonomy places the organism in Eukaryota, Metazoa, Cnidaria, Anthozoa, Malacalcyonacea, Nephtheidae. The record is from RefSeq and is a predicted model, not a curated record.
UUUGAACGUUGUAAAAAUAUAAGCUAAUUGCUUUCCACUUCAUUUACAAUCCUGAUAUUGUAAGGAGAGUGCUAGCCGACAGAAAAUGCUUUAUUUGCGUGUUUUGAUCUUAUUCGUUCCUGUCACGGUAUUUAAAGCGAAACAGUUGGUUAAUAAUGCACAUGGCACGACAGCUAAAGGAUACAAAAGAGCCCCUGAUGCCAACAAAGAUGCCUUCGACAAAAACUUCGAUACAUGUAUGAUCAAUCAAUGGACCACUCCAGGUCCCGGUCUUCCUGUUGUUCUACGGACCUCACCAACUGCUGCUUGUAGCACAACAAAACACUCAAGAUUAUGUUAUGGCUUGCCAGCCCGUCGUCCUAAUAACGCUCAAUAUAUCUCUUGCUACAAUACAGAAAAACUGAUACCUGAGUUUACCGCUUAUGUUGUCCCACCCUUGGUCGGUCCACCCUUGACGGGGUACAAGAGGCCUAAUGCCGGGUUCAGACAGGACGAAGGACCUUUGGCUCCAAAUCCACAAGCACAACAUACAGAUUGCAAUAAGCCUCCCGGCGCAGUUGGUCAAUACUUUUGCUCCCGAGGUCACCUUGUCCCGAAUGGAGCAUUCGACACAAAGGAUGAGCGCGACCUUACAUUUACUAUGACUAACAUUGCGCCACAAUGGCAAGAGUUUAACGCAGGGAAUUGGAAUGCAGUUGAACAAGCUGUGAAGGCAUACGUUAAUAAUGUCGGACAUGGAGUUUAUGUUUUUACCGGAACUGCUGGUAUGGCAAAGUACUGGUCAACGAAGUGGUUAUUUAUUCCCUGGAGAGAACCAUAUAGAACAGGAACAGGAAACAUGGUUGUUCCUAAAUUCUAUUGGAAGGCAGUCUGCGAUCCAGACCCCGCAGUCAGGCAAUCCAUCGUUUUCAUUGCUGAAAACAAUGUAGACGUGACGUCAUCGACCAAGGUGACGACAGGAACCUGUACAGGUCAACCAAUGACCCAAGAGAAAGGGGUGGUUUACUGCUACAGUGUGUCUGCGGCCCAAAAUCAAUACUUUCAGAAUUGGUGGCACGGAUUUACCCUUCCGGACUUCGACCCAACAAAUUGCAGAACUGGCAAUAUGGGAAAUUUUCUCAAUACCCUUUUAAAGUUUUCUUAGAAAUAACACUUGUAGUUUAAGUUUUGAAUUUAAAAUUUGAAUUUGUGUAAGAAUGAGUACCAAAAUUUCAUGUAUAUUUCUCAAUCUUAUACUUAAUGUGCAUUUUAUGCACAUUGAAACUCGAUCUACUGAAUAAAAACACACAUAUAUAUAUAUA